AUGUGUGGAGAAACCAACCGUCCAACAUUCGGAGGCACCAUUGCCGUCCUAUUCCCUCAAGGGACUCAUCAGAGCUCGAACACUUCAGAUGCAUCAUUGUCCUCAUCACCAGAAUCAGUUUCCUCGUUCACAUCAUCAUCGUCGACAGCCUCGAUGUCGUCAUACUCUCUUUUCUUUCGCGACACGGACGAAACAACCCCUAAAACGAGGGCGAUCUUCCGAACGGAAGAUGCAGAGACAUACCAUGCACUCAGAGCAUGUCGAGAUGUCGAUAUGCGCAUUGAGAAAUUCGGCGAUCUCUCCACUACAUCACAAUCUACCUCACCACUUCAUCAGUUCCACUUGAAUAUGCAACAGGACAAGAACUUGAAAACGGCAAAUCCGACGGAGAUCGAAUUUGAGCUGCCCGAAAGGCUGGACCUGGGCGUCUCGGAGAAGGGUGUCAUUGGCCGACAAGUGACAGUCAGAGAGCAAGGAGGUUCGAUCCUGGGAAUUGGAGUGGUGGGAUACAAUUAA
Molecule: messenger RNA, 516 nt
Organism: Penicillium samsonianum
Lineage: Eukaryota; Fungi; Ascomycota; Eurotiomycetes; Eurotiales; Aspergillaceae
Exons: 2
Coding region: 1-516 (171 amino acids)
Source: RefSeq, a predicted model, not a curated record